UUAUGGGUCCUGGCGUUGCUUAGAGACGCGUUGUUGUCGUGCAGCUUCACAGUGAAUUUUCUGGAACCAAACCGAGAAUUUUCAUCACAAAAUAGCGAUGUUUAUCUCGUCUGAAAUCCAGCCGUGAAUGCGAACAAACUUACGACGAGCCUUAAAUACAUCCGCACGGGAUUGUUAGACAAUAUUCCGCUGUGAUUAUUGAUUUAGUUAGCUUGGGAUAUCACGCCAACACGCUAAUCUGCUAACUAACGUUAAUUAGCCAGCUAGCCAAAGCGAGAUUCGGACACGGUCGGCGUAUCUUUGGGGAAAUAAACUUUAUUAUUCGCUUUGCGGCUUGUAAAGAUGAACUAAAUGCCAUCUAACAGAGUUGAUGGAGUAAAGCAGCAGUGUUUCGGCUCUCAUCAUCAUCUCAUCUAACGUUAAUCUAAUCCCGCUGCGGUAAGACGCUCAGUGUUAAACUCCUGCUGGUCUCGCAAUGGACGUAAGAGGCAUUUCUGAUCUGGACCUGGAGAAAUAUGACGCUGAUGAGCAAGUCAAGAUCAUCUGCCUCGGAGACAGCGCUGUGGGCAAAUCCAAGCUUAUGGAGAGGUUCCUUAUGGACGGGUAUCGGCCUCAGCAGCUCUCCACAUACGCUCUGACUCUGUACAAAUACACCACCACCAUCAAUGGACAAACUGUCCUGGUUGAUUUCUGGGAUACUGCAGGGCAGGAACGUUUUCGAAGCAUGCACCCGUCUUACUACCAUAAAGCUCAUGCCUGUGUCAUGGUGUUUUAUAUCCACAGAAAAAAAACAUAUAAGAAUCUCCCAAAUUGGUACAAAGAACUGCGGGAGUACCGUCCAGAGAUUCCCUGUGUGGUGGUCGCUAACAAAAUAGAUGCUGACAUUAAGGUCACCCAGAAGAGUUUCAACUUCGCUAAGAAACAAGGUCUGCCCUUCUACUUUGUAUCUGCUGCUGAUGGGACCAAUGUGGUCAAGGUGUUUAAAGAUGCCAUUCAGAUGGCUCUGUCCUACAAGAAGAACUCCAGUGACUUUAUGGAUGAAGUCAUGAGGGAGCUAGAGAACUUUGAUUUAGAGAGAAAAGAAGAAUCAUCUGAUAAAGAAGAGGAGACACAACAGGGAAAACCGGACUCAGCGUGACCACGUCACAUUCUUCAUCCUCUUCUUUUCUCAUUCUCUGUCUCCGCUGCUUCUGCAGUUGUACUGACUUCUUCAGAUCAUGGCUGUCCUCUCACCAUCCUGAACAGCAGAACUCUACCUCACACCACUCAAAGUGUGUGUCUGUUCUUGGAAUAAAUUAUGCUUCUGUGAAUGUACAGCUGGCAUUAUCGGAUGAUUGACAUGAUGGAAUCACAAUGCACUCUGAACUUUGAUUUGAUACAAAUUGUGGAGCAUGCAGAUUUAAAACUUGUAAAACUCUGGAAUGUGAAGCUUUGUGGCGUAACAUGAAAUAAUUUGUCAUUAUAAUUUUACAUAUUUUUGUUUUCAGAUGGAGUUUUUGGUGAAAUAUUUAUGAACCACUCAGAUAAUCUUUUUUUUUUUAGUGUACUAUUUUAUAACAUUUGCACAUUUCAAGUAACAAUUUGUGAUGCUCACUGGUAUCAGUAAAGUACUUGAUCUUUGUAUAAGGGUAGUUGAUUAUACUCUACAAGCUGAAAUAAUUAUACCGUUUUAAAGGGAUACUCCACUUCAAAACCAAAAUUUUGUCAUGAAUCACUUACCCCAAGUCCUUUCAACCCGUAAA
Cyprinus carpio (common carp) is the source of this 1742-nucleotide messenger RNA. RefSeq names its product rab-like protein 2A. Gene Ontology annotation, molecular function: GTPase activity; GTP binding. The transcript has 8 exons. The record is from RefSeq and is a predicted model, not a curated record. Bases 476 to 1138 code for a protein of 220 amino acids. Gene Ontology annotation, cellular component: Golgi apparatus; endosome. NCBI's taxonomy places the organism in Eukaryota, Metazoa, Chordata, Actinopteri, Cypriniformes, Cyprinidae.